Ceratosolen solmsi marchali is the source of this 1331-nucleotide messenger RNA. It is a transcript of the gene Ntan1, whose product is annotated as N-terminal amidohydrolase 1. The transcript has 7 exons. Gene Ontology annotation, cellular component: nucleus. Gene Ontology annotation, molecular function: protein-N-terminal asparagine amidohydrolase activity. NCBI's taxonomy places the organism in Eukaryota, Metazoa, Arthropoda, Insecta, Hymenoptera, Agaonidae. Bases 271 to 1203 code for a protein of 310 amino acids. Gene Ontology annotation, biological process: ubiquitin-dependent protein catabolic process. The record is from RefSeq and is a predicted model, not a curated record.
UAAGCAACCAAUCCACUCUUCAAUUGAUACUAAACGCACAGGCUAUAAUUAGCCCAAUAUGAUAUGUUAAAAAGUGUGCACACGCCUCGUAAAUUAGAUCACGAUCGGUCUUUCUUAAUUUCUCCCCUCUUCCACGUUUCUGUGGUUAACGUCAUUGAAUGGACAACAGUUGCCGCUGAGGCCAUGACAGCCAGGUCUAGUUUAGCCAAUUGCUUUUUUUUCGGAAGGUCGCAUGUACGUGCGAGAACAUCAAAAAUAUAAUACACGGGAAUGGUACUGGUCGUAAAUGGGGUUCUCCAGGAGGAGACCCCUUCGGAUAGUCGAUCUUUAUAUGCUGCACACCCGAUAUAUCGAGAAACAGCGACGCAACUUCAUAUGACACCAGCAAAGCUUGUUGGUCCUGCUGGACUUUUAUAUAUUCAACAACGAGAAAUGGCUGCUACUCUGCCACAUGAUAAAAAUGUGAAUAUUCUUGGAUCAGAUGACGUAACGACAUGUGUAAUUGUUGUGCUAAGGCAUUCUGGUUCUGGUGCAGUUGCGUUAGCACACCUAGACGGCGCAGGAACAGAAGACGCAGCGGUUCAAAUGAUCCAGAAAGUAUCAGAAUUGGCUCUUGGUUUUCCUGAGGGACGUCUUGAGAUUCAACUUGUCGGUGGUUAUUCUGAUCCAAGAAAUUAUUCUGAAGAGCUUUUCUAUAAUAUACUUUCGGCGUUUCACAAACAGCCUAUCGAGGUAGAUCUUACAUUAUGUUGUGUAGGUGAGCUCAAUACAACAGUAAGAGGUAGUAUUCACUGGCCCAUAAUAUAUGGUAUAGGUCUUAACGUCAAAACUGGUGAGAUUUUUCCGGCAACUUUUCCUGACAAGGGACCAGAUCAGGCACUCAGAUGUGCUAGACACUUAACCGGUGGACAACAGGUUCUGGAUGUUUAUGAUUGCACACUUGGUCUUUUGAGAAUUGGACCAUUUAAUUAUGAUCCUUUACGAGGUGUUGAUCUUUGGCUCGCACAGUCAGAUCAAUGUAUUUUACAACAUCUUUCAACAUCACCAGACGUUGAACUGCCACAUUUUGUUUCUCAGAUGCGUGCAACUCUUAAAUAUAUACAAGAUAACCAAUUUCCAGCUGUAACGGUAUUCCGAGACAAUAGGCCACAUUAUUAUCGACGUGAUGAAACAACUGGUACUUGGCAGCCAAUACGAUAUUAAUAAUCGGGUCAUCAUUUUCAAAAUUCUGAACUAGUAAAUUCACGAUCUAUAACGAUACAAAUUUUUGGGCUAAUCUAUACAUUCGAAAUCAUUGAAAAGAUUGUUUUGGUAAAACAAUAAAUUAUUAA